UUGAAAUUACAGUUCGUCGAUGAGUGGAAAAAGAAGAGUGAUGACUUGGCGGCGGAACUUGACAGCGCACAACGUGAGGCACGAAAUCUGUCCACGGAUUUAUUCAAACUGAAGACCACACAUGAGGAACUGAACGAAACUGUUGAAGGACUUCGACGUGAGAACAAGGCAUUGAGUAAUGAAAUCAAGGAUCUGACCGACCAACUUGGUGAAGGCGGACGCUCACAGCACGACAUGCAGAAGGUUAUUCGCCGGCUCGAAAUAGAGAAAGAAGAGCUGCAGCACGCCCUUGAUGAAGCUGAAGGCGCACUGGAAGCAGAGGAAAGCAAGGUCUUAAGAGCACAAGUGGAAGUGUCUCAGAUACGUUCUGAGAUUGAAAAACGUAUACAUGAGAAGGAAGAUGAUUUUGAAAACACCCGACGCAAUCACCAGCGAGCACUGGAAUCCAUGCACGCCUCUCUGGAAGCAGAAUCAAAGAGCAAGAAUGAGCUGCUCCGAGUGAAGAAGAAGCUCGAAUCGGACAUAAAUGAACUCGAAAUUGCGUUGGAUCAUGCCAAUAAAGCGAAUGCCGAUGCUCAGAAGAAUUUGAAGCGCUGCAAUGAACAAAUCCGCGAAAUACAGUUACAGCUCGUUAACUAG
Molecule: messenger RNA, 639 nt
Organism: Gongylonema pulchrum
Lineage: Eukaryota; Metazoa; Nematoda; Chromadorea; Rhabditida; Gongylonematidae
Source: the annotation of a GenBank genome assembly